Molecule: messenger RNA, 631 nt
Organism: Schistocerca americana (American grasshopper)
Lineage: Eukaryota; Metazoa; Arthropoda; Insecta; Orthoptera; Acrididae
Gene: ND-B16.6
Product: NADH dehydrogenase [ubiquinone] 1 alpha subcomplex subunit 13
Exons: 3
Coding region: 93-542 (149 amino acids)
Source: RefSeq, a predicted model, not a curated record
GGGGAGGUGGAGGUGAUAAGUUUUGUGGUGUAGGUAACCGCUAUUGCAUAGCAAAAAAAAAAAAAAAAAAACAAUAUUUAUUGUGAAUCAAAAUGUCAACAGCAAAAGUACAAGAUAUGCCGCCCCCAGGAGGCUAUCAGUCAAUAAAGUUUGCAAGGAUACCUGCCAAGACAUAUUUUAGCGGUUCGACUAUGAUACUAGGAUACUUUGGAAUAACCGCUGCUGGAUUGUAUGCAUACUACUUGAACUAUCGUCUUAUUCGUCGUGAGGAGAUCGAGAUGAGAAGUGGACGACUUGCAGUUUUUCCAAUGUUGCUUGCCGAGAGGGACAGAGAAUACUUGAAACAACUCCGACGUAACAGAGAUGAAGAAGCUAGUCUCAUGUCUAAAGUAGAAGGCUGGGAAGUUGGUACAUACUAUGGAGAGCCGGUAUAUAAAACUCUUCCAAAAGACACUUUAGUGGACCCAAUGUACCAAGAAUAUUAUGCUCAUUCCUCAUAUGGAGAUGCAGUUCGACGUUACAACCUGAAGAAUUGGUCAUAAAUGUAUUAAGAAGAUACAUUUUGAAUUAGUACUUGUACAUGUACAUGUUGUGGCAGUGUGAAUAUAUAAUAAAUGUGUAACUUCUUUAA